Molecule: messenger RNA, 1979 nt
Organism: Lotus japonicus
Lineage: Eukaryota; Viridiplantae; Streptophyta; Magnoliopsida; Fabales; Fabaceae
Product: phenylacetaldehyde oxime monooxygenase CYP71AN24-like
Exons: 2
Coding region: 153-1724 (523 amino acids)
Molecular function (GO): heme binding; oxidoreductase activity, acting on paired donors, with incorporation or reduction of molecular oxygen; monooxygenase activity
Source: RefSeq, a predicted model, not a curated record
AUGAUGGUCUCACACCACUACCACUACUAGUAGUCCAGUACAAGCCAAAUGUAAGUGCAAUGCAGCACGUAUCCUUUAUUUGGUGGUUUCGAAUCUGAACGUGCUUUAUUAUGUGUAUUUAUGCACUCAAUAUGAAGCAUUAAAUCUACAUUAUGGUCUCACACCACUAUCAUUCUUUCUUUAUUCUGGUCAAGGAAAGAAUGGCUCUACAAUAUCUGAAGUCAUUUCUGAAGCGAGUGCCUCAUGACCCAAAUGAUAUCCUUUUCAUGUUUGUUUUAUCUUUCAUCAGCAUGCUGCUGCUGUUGUUUAAGCUCCCUAGAGGAAGCAAAAGGAACCUUCCUCCAUCUCCACCAAAAUUGCCAUUCAUUGGCAAUUUCCAUCAAUUAGGAACAAUUCCUUAUCGCUCUUUUCAAACUCUCUCGCAAAAGUACGGUCCUUUGUUGUUGCUGCAUCUGGGUCAUCUUCCCCUGUUGGUGGUUUCCUCUGCAGACAUGGCCAGAGAAGUGAUGCAAACCCAUGACACAGUUUUUUCAAGCCGACCCCACCUCACAUCAACAAAAGCCUUACUCUACGGGUGCAAUGACAUAGGAUUUGCGUCCUACGGUGAUGCGUGGAGACAGAAAAGGAAACUUUGUGUGCUUGAAUUACUGAGCCUUAAAAGGGUGCAGUCUUUUCAGUUUAUCAGAGAAGAGGAAGUAGCAGCUUUGGUUGAGAAAAUACGCAGUAAUGGUACUUGCUCUGUGAACCUUAGGGAGAUACUUAUUGCAACCACAAACAACAUAAUUUGCAGGUGUGUUUUCGGAAGAAAAUAUGAUGUUAAAGGUUGCAGUUUCGGACCGCUUGUGGCAAAGAUGAUGACUCAACUUUCUAAUUUCAGUGUGGGGGAUUUGUAUCCUUUGUUGGGUUGGGUUGACGUUCUCACUGGCCAGAUUAAAAAAUUCAAGGCCACUUUUGAAGAAUUGGAUGCUUUUUUUGAUAAUGUAAUUGCAGAGCGUAAGAUGGAAAGGAGGUAUUUUGAGAAGAAAAAAGACUUCCUUGAUAUUCUCCUUCAACUGCAGGAAGGGGGCAUGUCAGAGUUUGAGCUCACCCAAGAUGACUUGAAGGCUCUCUUACUGGACAUGUUUUUGGCAGGAACUGACACAUCUUCAACAACAUUAGAAUGGGCUAUGGCAGAGCUGGUGAAAAAUCCAGCCACAAUGAAGAAAGUCCAAGAAGAGGUAAGAAGAGUUGUGGGGAGUAAAUCAAGAAUUGAGGACAGUGAUGUAAAUCAAAUGGAGUACAUGAAAUGUGUCGUCAAAGAAACUCUUAGGUUGCACCCAGCAGCUCCUCUUUUGGUUCCUAGAGAAACAAUUUCUAGUGUUAAGCUCGGAGGGUAUGAUAUUCCUAGUAAAACAAUGGUAUAUAUCAACGCAUGGGCAAUUCAAAGGGACCCUGAGUUGUGGGAAAGGCCAGAAGUGUUCAUACCUGAGAGAUUUGAAAACAGCAAGGUUAAUUUCAAUGGUCAAGACUUUCAAUUUAUCCCCUUUGGUUCUGGGAGAAGAAAAUGCCCUGGUGUGACAUUUGGGCUUGCUUCCACCGAGUACCAGCUUGCUAAUCUUUUAUGUUGGUUUGAUUGGAAGUUACCUACAAGUGUUCAAGAUCUAGACAUGAGUGAAAAAUUUGGGCUCAAUGUGAACAGAAAAGUUCCUCUCUAUCUCGAACCAAUACCAUACAACAGUAUCUGAACAUUAGUGUUGAUCCUCUACUGUUGUGUUUUGUUUUUGUAAUAAAUGUCUAGUAGACAAAAGUGUGGUGUUUCAUGCAAAUAAAAGAAAGUGUAAGAAUAAGUAAUUGGGACAAUGGUGAGGUGAUCGUAGGUGGUUGACAUUUACUCUGCCGGCCCAAGCAUUGGAUAAAUAAGUUUUUAAUAGAUGGUCCAGAUAGUUCACUUGUAACCUAGUGAUGACUGGCUAUAUAAAAGUCAUAAUUUCGUCCUUUCA